This is a messenger RNA of Monodelphis domestica (gray short-tailed opossum), 5574 nucleotides long. NCBI's taxonomy places the organism in Eukaryota, Metazoa, Chordata, Mammalia, Didelphimorphia, Didelphidae. The record is from RefSeq and is a predicted model, not a curated record.
GUAUGAUGGCCUCCAGCAUUUACUCAUUUUAUUUACUUUAUUUUUUGGGGGGGGGUCCUAUGGACUAUAAACUUGCCCCUCUGUUGAUUUACUGAACCACAGUGUUUGAGCCAUUAUGUCCUGAGGCUGAAUCUUCUCUUUUUCUCAAUCCCCUACUGGUAUACUGGAUUCUGCCAGAUAAGCUAACCUGCUGAACUGGCCUUUCCUGGGGCAAAUUUUUCACUGUACAUAGCAGGCUGAGGGUACAAGUCCAACCAGGUCUCCCUGUCAUCAGAUCCUCCCUGCCAGCCAUUGUCAGAGCCCUGGUCCAGAGGUGAACCCUUGCAGCUGUGGUCUCUGCCCAGGGCUGACUGUGUGAGCUCCAAUCUUGUCUCAGGGAUGGAUGGGGGAGGGUUUUCAGCAAGUCUAUCUCUCCCUUAUCCUGUGAAAAUAGACACACUAUGCCUACUUUUCAAGUUGUUUUCAGUAGGAGAAUCUCAUGACUACUUCUUCUUGUUGGGUUUGUAUUUCUGUUUUCUUUGAAGUGUAUUAUAAAUAUUGGUUUGGAAGGACUGUCAGAAGUUUGGGCCUUAGGGCUCCUAAGUUGCCAUCUUGACUCUGCCUCCAGUUUCUUCAUCUGUAAAAUGAGGAAGCUAUGCUAGAUGACUUCUGAGAUUCCUUCCAGUUUUAAAUCCUGUGAGCCCAUGAACAUUCAAGAAAGAGUUGGUAUGGGUGGGGAAAGGACAUCACAGUCUUAACACUUACAGGUGAUUUACCCCUUGUGAGCAGUCGAGCCUCAGUAUAAACUGAGGCAAUGAUUUCUAGAUGAUAGAGAGCAUAGUUGAAGGAGUCACUUAAGACCACAUUUAUUGAGCUGUGCAAGUGAUAAUUAGGUUUCUUAGUGAAUUCUGUAUAGUUUUCUGAAGAAACAGCCUGUGCUUUCAAGAUACUUAAGAUCCCUGUGGGAGACAAGAAUUAUCCUAUUAUUAUCCUAUUACUAACUGAUGACCUAAUUUGCCCAUUAAAAAACUAAGUUGCUGAAUAUUCAAAAAAUGUACACAGGAGAUCAAAGAUCAUAGGAAUUAUAGUUGGUCAGGGACACUAGAGAUCCUCUGACUCUUUCAUUUUACAAAUAAGGAAAACUAAGACCUAGAAAGGCUUGUUCAAGGUCACAUAGCACCUAACUAGCCAAGCUGGGAUUUAAACUCAGGACAACCUGACUCCAAAACCAGCAUUUUUUUUUCCUGUAUCUAUAUGUUUGUGUAAACAUAUAAAUGCUGUAUAUGUGAAUAAGUGUGGUCUUGUUAAAAAAUUUUAAAUCUCACUAUUUGUUAUUAUAAAAGUCAUAGGUACACAUAAUCUUUUGAAAUUCUUCCCUUUGUCUUUAUAAUUUUCUUUCUUUGUUUCUUUUUGCAAACCUAAAUGUCUCUUUUACCUGAGUCAAUUACAGGAGGAUAAUGUUCUGGCAACCCAGAAUUUAUUUCCUGCUUCUUUUCUUGAUGGGCCAUUCAGUGGCAGCUUUGAGAACUCCAAAUUCUAAGCAGGAUUUGCAUCCAUUACUACAGAAAAUGGCAGAAGAAGUAAUAGAGGGAAGAUACCUAAAUGCUCUUCUGGAUUUGAUCCAGUUUCAGAGUUCUAAUGUCUGGACAUCGGACCUAUCCCAAAGACUUAUGGCUUAUUUCCACUCGAGAAACGUUGCCUUUACUGUCCGCAGUCUUCAGGCUACCAUGGAAAAUUACCUGGAGAACCUUCUGUACCAGCCCCAGAAGCUGCUGGAAGAUUUCCGACAGACUGAUCACCAGCAAUUCCAGACUGCCAUGAAAUGCUUUUUUGAAGACAAAAAGAGCAGAUUGGAGCUGGAUGACAUAGUGAUUGAUCUGAAGGAAAUCCGGGACCGUGCCUUGCAGACACCUGGUGUAAACCGAACUCUGUUCCUCAUCACCCUUGAAAGAUGCUUCCUGAUUAUGAAUUCCAUUGAAUGUGUGGCUAUACUAGGCCAGGUGCUACGGGUUUCCCCUGGAAGCUUCCUCCAACCUGAGAUCAUUGAGAACCUUCCCAGAAACCUUCAGGAGGAUUCCUUUAAGAAUUUGUCCUCAGUAUUUAAAGAUCUCUAUGACAAGACCUCUGCCCAUUCACAAAGAGCACUCUACUCCUGGAUGACUCAGAUUUUGCAGAAAUCUUCUAAUUAUUCAACCGAUGACUCGGUGUCAUGGGUUAGUGCAGAAAACCUAUGGAUUUUGGGAAGAUACAUGGUUCACCUCCCAUUUGAAGAAAUUACAAAAAUUAGUCCUGUUGAGAUUGGGCAGUUCAUCAGCUAUGACAAUGCCACCAAGCAACUGGAUACGGUUUAUGACAUCACACCACAGCUGGCCCAAGCUUUUUUAAAAAGGAUCAACUCUUCUAGCUUUGACAUGAGGAACACCUCUACUAUUCACAGGCAAGAACCAACAGCUUUCUUAACUCUCUGGAGGUGCCAGUUCCUCCCAGCUAGAUUGGGACUGCUUGUUUGUUUCUAUGAUGACCUGGAGGAGCUGGAGGCCACAGUAGCUCAAGUCUUACUACAUCAAAUGAUUAAGUGCAACCAACUUAGAGGCUUCCAGGCUGAUGUUCAGAAGCUCAAGGCUGAACUUUUGGACAUCGCUAUGGAAAACCAGACCCUGAAUGAUACCCUGGGCUCCUUAUCUGAUGCAGUGGUGGGUCUGACGUGCAGCCAGCUAGAAGACCUGUCUCCAGAGGCAGUGCACAAUGCAAUCUCAACUCUCAACCAGGUUUCAGGGUGGGCCAAGAGCCAGGUCAUUAUCUUGUCCACCAAGUACUUGACCCAUGAGAAGGUCAUAUCAUUCUAUAACAUCAGCCAAAUGGGUGCACUGCUGGCUGGUAUCAGCACCCAAGCUUUCUACAGCAUGGAUCCAAAGGAGCUCUCACAUAUCGUUAGAGGCACCAUCUCCCAACAUGUAUCUGAUCUGUCACCUACCCAGCAACAAGGUAUCCUCAGCAAGAUUCUUGAAGCAAGUGAUGUUUCUUCAACAGUCAUGGAUAUACAAGGAAUUUUCUUUAAGGAAGUAUCUCUCUUUGAUUUAUGGAAGGAGCCAGGCUUUAACUCUACAGUUGUGAAAGAAAAGGAGCUCAGGAGAAGUCAGGCCUUAUUUCUGUAUGAUUUUUUGUCAAGAUCGAUGCAAAAGUCUGAUGACCUCCUAAGUGUAGGGCAGUUGGUUAAAGGAAUAACAUGCCAGCAGAUUGAGAGCAUGAGCCCUGACUCAUUUUUGGCCCAUUUCAAGUAUUUUGAAAACAAUCUCCACCUGCUUUCUCCAUAUCAGAUGAGUUGUCUAGCAUGGAAGUACUGGAAAGAGUCUCGAUCAUCUCUGCCUCCCUAUCUCUUAUCAGCACUCCCGGCCCGCUAUCUGGAGUUAGUCCCAGCCUCUCAAUGUGUUCCUUUUCUGAUUAGCCUGGGGAAGAUCGAGAUGAACACACUCGUUUUAGAUUCUCAUAAAAAGAAUUCAAUUAUCAGAAAAGUACGGCAAUGCUUGAAUGAUUCCAUUACUGACGAAUACAACAUUGACAUCAUCGGAAACCUCAUCUGCCAUUUGCCUCCAGCCAUUAUCCAAAAUGGGAUUCACUCUAGAGCCUUGGCCACAGCAAUGGACAGACUCAAAUUCUGCACAAGCCUCAGCCCUGAGCAAAAGACUGAAGUGAAGCACAGGCUCUUGGAACUGCAUGGACUCCCUCAGAAUUGGACGGUUGAAACAACAAAAGACAUUGGACCAUUUCUAGUCCUCUUUUCAGGAGAUGAAUUAAGAAUCAUUGCUUCUAAGUUCCCUGAAAUCCUUCAGCAAACAGCUUCCAAAAUGGUGGGAACCCAACCCCCUAAAGAGUUUCUCUGGAUUGUCUUUGAAUCCAUCCAAAACACCAACAGAAAUGUUCACACAUCCGAUCCCAUAGAUGAUUGCCAAGGAGUCACAGUUCCCAGUUCGGAUGACAUUCUAAAGUUAGUAGAAGCUAAUGCCUGCUGGUCUCCUCAAGAACUUCUGUGUAUGGAGGAGGACACAUUUACCAAGAAUGUUGAGCUGCUGGGGACCAUCUCGAGUUUCAGCCAGCCACAACUGAUGGCCUUGAAGGAGAAAGCAAAACAGGUCUGGAAUGUGCCAUCUUAUUGGAAAAAUCAUCACAUCGUCUCCCUGGGCCGCAUUGCUCUGGCUCUGAAUGAAAAUGAGCUAAAACAGCUGGAUCUCAGCUCGAUUGACACGGUGGCCUCCCUGAGCCAGCAGACAGAGUGGACUGUGGGACAGGCUAGCACCAUUCUUCAAGGCUUUUUGGAAGACUCAGGUCACCGCAUACAGGAACUAAAGAGCUUUGAUUUAGUGGGACUUGGUGCAAGUUUGUGUGCCAUCAGUAUUAAUGAAGUCCCACUGAUAAGUAUCUCAGAAUUUAGCAUGGUGGUUGCUAGAAUUGGUACUCUGUUCUGCAGCACUCCCAUCCUGGCAGCAUUCAAGAGAAAGGCAGAGGCUGUGUUUGGGGAUCCUACUGAGUGGAGCAGUUCAGUGAUACAGGAGCUGGGCACCAUUGCAGCUGGAUUAACAAAGGAAGAAUUACGUAUGCUCGAUAAGGAUUUAAUGCCAUAUUUCCAGCCAUCAGCAAUAAAAUGCAUUCCUGAGGAGAUCUUCAAAGAACUGUCUCCAGAGCAGAUCUUCCAUUUGGGUCCUGAGAAUGCCGCUUGGGUAACAGAGCCCCAGAGGAGACACCUCAACAUGCUGCAGCUGCAGAGUCUCCAGUUGGCACUAGAUGGCGCCAAGACCAGGUUCCAACUAGAAGCACCACUGAACAUGGGCACCACCAGCGUUACACAUUUCCCUUCCUCUGACUGUGAGCAAAACCACAUUUCUGUUCCUUCUUCCUUCCCCCAUAACAGACACAUAGGCAAUACACUGCACCAGAGGGUGAUGUUCUCCACACCGAGCACAACGAAAUUUCCCACAGUCCCUCCUCCUCUUUCCUUGACUAAGUUAUUCCAAAAACAGUGGCAAAUUGGAGUAAAUAAGCUGGGCUCAAGUUUUAGGGGGUCCCACGUACCUGGAGUGACCAUUGGCUUGCCAGUGAUUCCAGGACAAGGGAGGUAGCUUCUGCCGGCUGCUAACAAACUAGAUCUCUUCCAUGAGUGUGCACAAGAUCAAUCCUUCUUUUGAAAGACAGAGCCAUAGAUCAAGGGAAAGCCCAUGGAAUUGUGUUAUUAUACCCUUCCCCAUACUCUUUAGGGUCCAUGAUUACUCUUCUCCUUCAAGACUGCCCCUGAUUUUUCAUUUUAACCCCAGUUUCACAUGGAAGAAAAUGUAGGGAGGGAGUGAGAGUAUGGAGUAAGAGAGAGGAGAUACUGUACAAUUUGUACAGAGUCCCACAUCAACUUAGAGAUGCCCUUGGAUAUCAUGCCCACCUGCGACUCCCCUGCCCUGGUUUGAUAUUUCUUCCCCUUUCAUUGAGUGUACUUCCAGAUCCUAGGAUAUAAUUGAUGGAUUAUUGAUGAUAUAUAAGUAAAUGAUAAGGUAUAGAUGCCAGAGGCAUCAUGAUGGGUUGGAUAGAGAGCUGGCUCUACAAUCAAAAAGA